Molecule: messenger RNA, 1791 nt
Organism: Aspergillus lentulus
Lineage: Eukaryota; Fungi; Ascomycota; Eurotiomycetes; Eurotiales; Aspergillaceae
Source: RefSeq, a predicted model, not a curated record
AUGACCCGGCCACCGUUUUUCUCCUUUUUUCGUCAAUCGCUGCGUAAGCCCAAGCCUAUCAAGCAAGACGUGCUAGGCUUAAGUCUUAUUGCGACGCCUAUCGACGAAAAGGAUGGCGAGUCUCCCUGUUUUUGCCGCCAUUCCGAUGCCACCCCCAUAGAGCUCUUCUUCGAUCUGUUUUUCGUUGCAAACCUGUCUUCAUUUACCGCGACGCACGAGAUCAACAAUGUUGAAGGCCUUGGAGCAUAUAUAGGCUUCCUAGGGGUCAUCUGGUUCACAUGGCUUCAAAUUACAUUAUUUGAUAUACGAUUCGCUCGAGACUCGGUUUUCGAACGAAUUUGCAAGGCUGCUCAGCUGGCUGCCAUGGUAGGCUUCGCGUCUGCGGGAACACGAUUCACGACUCAGAUCCGCGGUGAGAACGUUUGGGCCUUUCAGUCGUUGAGUCUUCUACUUGGCGGAAGUCGAGUACUACUUGCCGUGCAGUACACGGUCAAUAUCUGCUUAAUCCAUGAACGGAUGAGACCCGCUGCAAAGGGGUUGUCCAUCAUUGUCGCAGCACUACUCGCUUCGAGUUUGGUCUAUUUCGGGAUGUAUUUCGCCUUUCAAGAGGAUCAUGGGAUACACUCGUACAUUUGGACCAUUUGGUUUAUCUUGUUCGGGUUUGAAAUGUGGAUGGUGAUGGGGGUAUCUUACAUCACUCCAGAUAUCGGCUUCGAAGACACUCAUUUGGCCGUCCGAAUGGGCCUCCUUACUUUGAUCAUCAUCGGUGAAGGUGUCAUAGCUGUGACUAGGAUUGCCAAUAAAACAGUCCGCCCCGGUGGCUGGACCAAGUGGUCGUUUGUCCACAUAUUGGGAGUGACCACAAGUGUGUACUUCCUGUGGCAAGCCUAUUUCGAUGUCUCCCCAAGAGGCCCACUUGGCAAAAUUUCUCAACAAGCAUGGGCUCAGCUGCAUUUUCCGUUUCACGUGGCCCUCAUCCUACUUCUUGAAGGAUCGCAAAUCCUUGCUCUCACCUUGGAUGUCACAUUGAAAUUGACGUAUUUGACUGAAACAAUUCUGUUCGCAUGCGAAGAGCCGCGGCCUGAGGCGGAGGUUGCCAUCAGGCUCCUGCGAAGUACUAUUGCUGAUAUGGAAAUCGACUAUGGUCGGGGAGCGAUGAAGGAGAAGGCUAUCAUCUCGGACAUAUUGGAAGAGAUACCAACCCUUCCGCUGUGCCCAACCAAUGUGACGAGUAAUGUGUACUUUCUGACCCAUGACCGCAUCGACGAUUUGGUGGGAAACGUAACAGCAGCUUUAUUCUCCAGCAUGGGAAUAACGCCGUCAGAGGGCCGAGACAUCAGCCAACUGAACAAUAGUCAGUUGCUCAUGAUGUAUGUGGAAGUCCUGGGGUUUGUCUAUGUGUACUUUUUCGUUGUAGCGUCAAUCGCGAUGUUUCUUUUUGCGGCUUUUACGCUGUUGGCACAUCGCCACCAGCGCAAGCUCUACGUCGGGAUUGGCGUUGCUGUUCGCCUGGUACUUGCAGUAUUAGUGCUCGGCAUGGUUUCCUUCGUCCAACAUUUUGCGUUGGCGUACUCCUUCAUGACAUCUCCGGUCAUAUUAUACGCAUUUACGGUCAUACUGCUAACAGUUUUGUUGGUUGACCGACUUUUGGACCACUUUGAGGAACGCAGCCAGGCAAAAGACCGGUCUACGCGGGAAAGCGAUGCUCAACUCAUGUCAUCGGGCCCAAGAAUGGUUGUUGUGGAAUCAUCCUCAUAUCGGGUUGCUAUCAGCCAAGAGCGUUUGACAUGA